AUGCGAUCCUCGUCUUCCAUCACUAGCAAGCCUGCAACAGCCUCUUCCACAAAGAUCCGCACUGCAACGACCAGUGCUGGUCAGCGUCGGGCAAACAUCUUGGGCCUAAGUAGUACCACUUCAGCUGGUGGGGUGGCUGGAAGCUCAGGCGUAAGCAGUGGUCGGCCUGUCUUGACACGAUACUCCUCCAGUACAAACAGUGGCGUGUCUGCUUCAUCUCCUCGACGUCCAUCUGGCUCACAAGCCACAGGUUCCACUUCACUUAGUCGCUCAUCGUCGGGACCAUCCAGCAGCUCAGGCCACAAGCACAGUGGCACAGUCUCCACAUCCAUCAAUACCAGCUCCAUGCGUCAUAGCUUCGAGUCAUCUCUUAGAUCUUACAGUGCCUCUUCAUCAUCUUCCACUUCUUCAGCCACAACAGACACAGCUUCUGCCUUCGUAAGGGUGGAUCUUCUGUAA
Molecule: messenger RNA, 459 nt
Organism: Pomacea canaliculata
Lineage: Eukaryota; Metazoa; Mollusca; Gastropoda; Architaenioglossa; Ampullariidae
Exons: 1
Coding region: 1-459 (152 amino acids)
Source: RefSeq, a predicted model, not a curated record